Pecten maximus is the source of this 1288-nucleotide messenger RNA. Its product is annotated as S-acyl fatty acid synthase thioesterase, medium chain-like. The coding region runs from base 195 to 947 and encodes 250 amino acids. Gene Ontology annotation, biological process: lipid biosynthetic process. The record is from RefSeq and is a predicted model, not a curated record. The transcript is spliced from 8 exons. NCBI's taxonomy places the organism in Eukaryota, Metazoa, Mollusca, Bivalvia, Pectinida, Pectinidae.
AGAUCACCCUUUCUGAAACGUGGUUCUCUGCAACAAAUCAAUCAUAACCGUCACUUGACACGAAUCUGUCAAAACUGUCUAGCAUACAAUAGACUUGUGCAUACGAUGGCCCAGUAGGUUUAAGCUCACUCACUGACGCGGAAAACAACUGGACUGGACAAACGUAUUGUCAGGUAUUUCAUUCUUUAUCAAAAAUGGCAAACAAGGUAUUGAACUGCAGAUUUCGCAGACCAACAGCCUCUUGUCAGCUGUUCUGUUUUCCUUGGGCUGGAGGAGGAUCCAACUUCUACGCAAACUGGGGAAACAUGGUUCCAGAGUCUAUUGAAGUGACAGGAAUAACAUUCCCAGGACGAGAGGGUCGAUUUAAGGAUGCCUGCUGUCAUUCCCUGGAAACCAUGCAGAAGGAAAUCAUUGAAGCUCUUUUACCAAAGUGUCGAGAGCGGCCAUUUGCUUUCUGGGGUCACAGUCUAGGAGCCUUGAUGUGUUUUGAUGUUGCGAGAACUCUGAAGAGUGAGUACAAUCUUGAACCAGAGCGUUUGUUUGUGUCCGGAGUCUCCGCUCCUCACUCAGAGGAAAGAAAGAAGAAUAAAGUGUAUGUGAAAAAUCUCAAUGAUGAAGAGUUCAAAAAAUUUCUUAAGAAACUUGGUGGGACACCAGAUGAAAUUCUGAGCAGUGAGGAACUCAUGGCUUUGUUUCUACCUCCCUUGCGGGCAGACUAUGGACUGAUAGACCAAUAUGACUAUGACCUUGAAGCACCUCCACCUCUGACCUGUCCCAUAGACAUAACUGAUGGAGAGUAUGACAUCAAACACAACCUAAAAGCGUGGGGAGAAUUGACCACAGGGAAAUUGUCCAUUAAAACAUUACCAGGAGGUCAUUUUUACCUGAAAGAGAAGGACAACAUGAUGAGGAUUCUGGAAAAUAUAUCAUCGUACUACUUUGAAUAGUAUACAUAAUGUUAAUUAAUAGCUUAUGUCUGAGACUGUAUUAUCGGCAUGACCGGUAUGGAUGGUUGUAUGAUUGAUACUAAUAUAUUAUGUUUGAGUUUGUAAAAUCAGUACAGUUAUAUUGUUGAUAUAUACGGAAGCAGGUAUGAUGUAGGUUGUAUGCGUGACUUAGCAGCUAAUGAAGGCAUAGUGGACAUAGUAAUGAUGGAGGUUGAUAUCGCCAGCGUGGCAGGUUGUAGGCUAGAUACCAAGAGUGUUGACCAAUCAUAUUAAAUAUUGUUUAAACAUCAACAUUAUUUUUUCUUGUUCGGCAUUAUCAUAAUUAAACAUUAUUUAAUUAA